This is a messenger RNA of Aethina tumida (small hive beetle), 1998 nucleotides long. RefSeq lists its product as uncharacterized. Gene Ontology annotation, cellular component: cytoplasm. The record is from RefSeq and is a predicted model, not a curated record. NCBI's taxonomy places the organism in Eukaryota, Metazoa, Arthropoda, Insecta, Coleoptera, Nitidulidae. Gene Ontology annotation, molecular function: inositol-3-phosphate synthase activity. Gene Ontology annotation, biological process: inositol biosynthetic process; phospholipid biosynthetic process. Bases 146 to 1723 code for a protein of 525 amino acids. The transcript has 7 exons.
AUACCGCUGAAUUUCAAUAGUGCACCUUGGCUGGUGACAACUACAAACAAAAAACACCCUAAACAAAACAAUUGAAAUAACAGUCUUCGCUUGACACUUUAAACGUUCGUGUCCGAUUCGAUUUUCCCAAUUUUCAUACAAGAUCAUGGAAAUCACGGUGGACAGCCCCAAUGUUACCUACUCUGAUAAUUAUAUUGAGGCGAAAUAUGAUUAUCAGUAUACAAGGGCGAUAAAGGAUGGAAAUAAAGUGUUGGUGACGCCGAUAACUGAGAAACUGAGUCUGCGCACCAAACGCAAGGUUCCGCAAUUGGGCGUGAUGCUCGUGGGUUGGGGCGGCAACAACGGUUCGACCUUCACCGCCGCCCUGAUCGCCAACCGUCUUGGACUCUCUUGGCCGACGCGUCGCGGCGUACAGCAUGCCAACUGGUACGGUUCGCUCACCCAAUCGGGAACCGUCCGUUUGGGCGACGACGUUUUCGUGCCCAUCGGCCAGGUGUUGCCCAUGGUAGACCCGAACGAUAUCGUGGUCGACGGCUGGGACAUCAGCAAGUUGAGCAUGGUGGAAUCGGUGGAGAGGGCCAUGGUAUUGGAACCGGCCUUGCAACAACAGUUGCAGCCUCAUUUGCAGGGGAUGAGGCCCAGGCCGUCGAUUUACGAUCAAGAUUUUAUUGCUGCUAAUCAGCUAACGCGUGCCGACAAUGUAAUAAAAGGCACUAAGAAAGAGCAAGUCGAUCAGAUAAUUCGUGACAUAAACGAUUUCAGACAAAAGACCAAAGUGGAUAAAGUUAUUGUUUUGUGGACGGCCAAUACUGAAAGAUUCAGCGAUAUAAUUCCUGGAGUGAACGAUACAAUCAACAAUCUGCACAAAGCCAUCGAUCAGAAUCACAAGGAAAUCUCUCCGUCAACUCUUUUUGCUUACGCUUCCAUCAUGGCUGGUUGCAUUUACAUAAACGGGUCUCCCCAAAACACCUUCGUUCCUGGCGUUAUUGACUUUGCCGAACAACAGGGCAUUUUUAUCGCUGGCGAUGAUUUUAAAUCAGGCCAGACCAAGAUUAAGAGCGUGUUGGUUGACUUUUUGGUCGGUGCUGGUAUCAAACCGACUAGUAUUGUAAGCUACAACCAUUUGGGCAACAAUGACGGCAAGAACUUGUCCGCGCCGGAACAGUUCAGAUCCAAAGAGAUUUCUAAGAGUAAUGUGGUUGAUGAUAUGGUGGAGUCCAAUGACGUUUUGUUUAAACCAGGCGAAAAACCGGAUCAUGUGGUUGUUAUUAAAUAUGUCCCUUAUGUUGGUGAUUCUAAACGUGCUUUGGACGAGUAUACAUCCGAGAUAAUGAUGGGCGGUACUAACACCAUCGUGAUCCAUAACACUUGCGAGGAUUCACUUCUUGCCACGCCCAUUAUCUUAGAUUUGGUCAUCCUGGCGGAAAUAUGCAGCCGUAUCGAGAUUAAAAGAGCUGGAGAAUCAUCCGAUAACUAUACCAAGUUCCACUCCGUUUUAUCUCUUCUAAGCUAUUUGUGCAAGGCACCAUUGGUACCUAAUGGUACUCCAGUGGUUAACGCGUUGUUCAAGCAGAGGGCGUGCAUCGAGAAUGUCUUGAAGGCAUGCAUUGGGUUACCUCCUGAUAAUAAUAUGACAUUGGAACACAAGGUUCCAUUUUUGAUGAAUCCACUUAUUGGAGAACCCAACUUAAAAAAACGCAAGGUCGAAAACGGCAAAAAAUAAAUUGAAAUAAUAAUUUAUUUUUUAGCAUUCCAUUGUAAGAAUAUUACAAGGAUAUCCAAAUCAUCAUUUGAACCCAAUCUGUAGGAUUAAUAUUAGUUUAAUGUAUGUGGUUUUUCGACUGUGAUCGAAGAGAUUCAAAUAUUUGUCAAAUGGUUAACUGUUAUUCAAGAGUUUUAUGAUAUGUUAUAUUGGUAAUUUAAUUUAUCUUUAUUGUUAGUACAAUUUACUUUUGUAUCUUUGUAUAUUAUCGUAUAAUAAACGUUAAAUAAAUGGCA